Molecule: messenger RNA, 10962 nt
Organism: Etheostoma spectabile (orangethroat darter)
Lineage: Eukaryota; Metazoa; Chordata; Actinopteri; Perciformes; Percidae
Product: protein argonaute-3
Exons: 19
Coding region: 794-3397 (867 amino acids)
Biological process (GO): regulation of stem cell proliferation; regulatory ncRNA-mediated gene silencing
Molecular function (GO): protein binding; RNA binding
Source: RefSeq, a predicted model, not a curated record
GAGCCCACCUCUUCCUGUCGGUGUCAGAAAGGCAACUUCACCAUAUUUAGCUGGCUUGCCGAAGCCCCGCGGAGUUGAUCUGUCAACCAGACUGCAUAUCUUGACACUUAUCGGCGAAUACUGCCCGGUGCUGACAGCUUUAUUUUGGCACCGGGAUACAAACUACAGAAGACGAUGUCAUUGGGAUAUGGCACUGGGGAAACGGGGCCGUGACAACGGCUGUUUUUAACCCGAUAAAAGUAACAUUAGACGUCUGUCAGAAUUCCAACUAACGUUAACGUUAUCUGACAGCCGAGCUAGCUAGUCAGCUAAUUACUGGAGCUACCCCGACGUUCGCUGUCCAGUAGACACGAAUUUAUGUCGUCUCUGUUAAUGUACAUAAUUCGGUAAGAAUUCAUUUGGACUCAGUGACCCCGCUAUGAUGAUAUCCUGACAGUUCCUCUCUAGCGGGCUAACUUGGCUAACUAGCAGGUUUGCACUGCCAUAGUGUCGCGUUGAACAGCCAGAAGCUUUCGCCGUGGCAGUGGAAUCCGAUUGGAUACGUUGACCGUGCGCGAACGGUGGUGGGCCGACACGGGGGCGCCGAAGACCCCCCGGCCGGCAAAAAACGACCGUACCGAAGGGCCCCUGUUGACAUUCUGCUGGGAGAGGAGCUACCAGAGAGCAGGGCACUCGGCCACUCAGCGCGGCAGAGGCGGCGCACUGCCGAAGGAGACACCGGAUUAAACGGAGGAAGAGUCCCAAACGUUUGACUACUGUGAUCCGGGAAGUGAUCCGGACAGAGACCUCAUGAAUGGAAAUCGGAACUACAGGAGCCGUUGGGGCCCAGUCCCUGUUCGCCAUGCCUCGGCGGCCUGGCUAUGGCACCAUGGGGAAGCCCAUCAAACUGCUGGCCAACUGCUUCCAGGUGGAGAUCCCCAAGAUGGAUGUCUACCUCUACGAGGUAGACAUCAAGCCUGACAAGUGCCCUCGGCGAGUCAACAGGGAGGUGGUUGACUCAAUGGUACAGCACUUUAAGGUGACAAUCUUUGGGGAUCGCAGGCCAGUCUAUGAUGGAAAGAGGAGCCUGUACACAGCCAACCCACUGCCUGUGGCACCCGCAGGGGUGGACCUGGAUGUCACUCUACCAGGGGAGGGAGGGAAAGAUCGCCCUUUCAAAGUUUCCAUCAAGUUUGUGUCUCUGGUCAGCUGGCAUAUGCUCCACGAGGUGCUGACUGGCCGCAGCAUGCCCGAGCCCCUGGAGCUGGACAAGCCCAUUAGCACCAACCCUGUGCAUGCUGUGGAUGUGGUGCUGCGCCACCUGCCCUCCAUGAAGUACACUCCGGUGGGCCGAUCCUUCUUCUCUGCUCCAGAGGGCUAUGACCAUCCCCUGGGAGGUGGGAGGGAGGUUUGGUUCGGCUUCCAUCAGUCCGUGCGCCCUGCCAUGUGGAAGAUGAUGCUUAACAUUGAUGUGUCUGCCACCGCCUUUUACAAAGCCCAGCCAGUCAUCCAGUUCAUGUGUGAAGUGCUGGACAUCCACAACAUAGACGAGCAGCCUCGCCCACUCACAGACUCGCACCGGGUCAAAUUCACCAAAGAAAUCAAAGGUUUGAAGGUAGAGGUGACGCACUGUGGAACCAUGCGGAGGAAGUACCGCGUCUGCAAUGUGACCCGUCGGCCUGCCAGCCAUCAAACGUUCCCUCUACAGUUGGAAAAUGGUCAAACAGUAGAGCGCACUGUAGCCCAGUACUUUAGGGAAAAGUACAACCUGCAGCUGAAGUACCCACAUUUGCCCUGUCUACAAGUGGGACAGGAGCAAAAGCACACAUACCUACCCUUGGAGGUGUGUAACAUUGUAGCAGGUCAACGAUGCAUCAAGAAGCUGACAGAUAAUCAGACCUCCACUAUGAUCAAAGCCACAGCUCGCUCCGCUCCCGACAGGCAGGAGGAGAUCAGCAGGCUGGUACGCAGUGCCAACUACGAGGCGGACCCUUUUGUGCAGGAAUUCCAGUUCAAGGUGCGCGACGAGAUGGCCCAUGUGACGGGGCGAGUGCUACCCGCCCCCAUGCUGCAGUACGGCGGCAGGGUGAGCACAGAGCACUUUAUGAACCGCACUGUAGCCACGCCCAGCCACGGGGUGUGGGACAUGAGGGGGAAGCAGUUCCACACCGGGGUGGAGAUCAAGAUGUGGGCCAUCGCCUGCUUCGCCACGCAAAGGCAGUGUCGAGAAGAAAUACUAAAGGGUUUCACAGACCAGCUACGUAAGAUUUCUAAGGAUGCUGGGAUGCCCAUCCAGGGCCAGCCAUGCUUCUGUAAAUACGCCCAGGGAGCUGACAGCGUGGAGCCCAUGUUCAGACACCUGAAGAACACCUACGCCGGACUGCAGCUCAUCAUCGUCAUUCUGCCGGGAAAGACUCCUGUCUAUGCUGAGGUAAAGCGUGUGGGAGACACCCUCUUGGGCAUGGCCACGCAGUGUGUCCAGGUGAAGAACGUGGUGAAGACGUCCCCUCAGACCCUGUCCAACCUCUGCCUCAAGAUCAACGUGAAGCUGGGAGGCAUCAACAACAUCCUGGUGCCUCACCAACGACCAUCAGUGUUUCACCAGCCAGUUAUCUUCCUGGGAGCAGAUGUGACACAUCCGCCUGCUGGAGAUGGGAAGAAGCCUUCAAUUGCAGCAGUGGUAGGCAGUAUGGACGCCCACCCCAGCAGAUACUGUGCCACUGUGCGGGUCCAGAGGCCCAGGCAGGAGGUUAUCCAGGACCUCGCCUCCAUGGUGCGGGAAUUGCUGAUCCAGUUCUACAAGUCAACCCGCUACAAGCCCACCAGGAUCAUUUUCUACAGGGAUGGAGUAUCAGAAGGCCAGUUCAGACAGGUGCUGUAUUACGAGCUGCUGGCCAUUCGUGAGGCCUGUAUCAGCCUGGAGAAGGAGUACCAGCCAGGCAUCACCUACAUUGUUGUGCAAAAACGCCACCAUACACGCCUCUUCUGUGCCGACCGCAACGAGAGAGUUGGACGUAGUGGAAACAUUCCUGCUGGUACUACCGUGGAUACGGACAUCACACAUCCCUACGAGUUUGACUUUUACCUCUGCAGUCACGCUGGAAUACAGGGCACCAGUCGGCCCUCCCACUACCAUGUACUGUGGGACGACAAUUGUUUUACAGCUGACGAGUUCCAGCUGCUCACCUACCAGUUGUGCCACACCUACGUGCGCUGUACCCGCUCCGUCUCCAUCCCUGCGCCAGCCUACUACGCCCACCUGGUGGCCUUCCGUGCCCGCUACCAUCUGGUGGACAAAGAACAUGACAGCGCUGAGGGCAGCCAUGUGUCUGGUCAGAGUAACGGUCGGGACCCCCAGGCACUGGCCAAAGCUGUUCAGAUUCACCACGACACCCUGAGGACCAUGUACUUCGCCUAAGCUAAACCAACCCUCCCCAACAAUUGCCGCCCUUUACACACACACAUUAACACACACAGACGCAACCAUGCACACUUGGCUUGCCAAUCGAGGAGUCCUCAUAUGUGCAAGUCCCAACCCCCCACCCCCCUACAUGCCUAGUCAAUCCGGACCUGACACUGUGCAGAGGAAAGCAAGGAGGAGGGAGGGGAGGAGGCACCCCUACACUGGACAGAGGAUGCAAACGCUGCUUUAAAAACAAACGAGAGAAACUCAGCACUAUUAUGCAAUAUUAAACCAGCCAACUAGUUAAUUUUCACCCUUAUUAGGCCCCCUUUCCAUUGCCCUCUCCUGUCUGUUCUUCCCUGUGUCUCCUUUACUCGUGGCUUAGUGAGUGUUUUUCUUGUUUGUUUUUUACUUUUGCUUCCCUUUGGCACAGUCUUUGUGUGCAGUCUGCUAAUCUGCUCCUUUGCCAGCUACAGUACCUCAAGUCAGUUUGAGCAGCAGCACUUUUACAUUGUGUUGACUCUCCCUAGUGUUUCCGAAGAGGGAGCAGAGAAGAAGCAAGGGUCAGACUCUGGAGUCGGUGUUUGAUAUCUUUUUGAAUAUAGUUGUUUCAUAUGACCAGAGGUCCUCCCAGUUUCCUCUUGUUUCCUCUUUUCUGUCACUUUCCCCUAGUGUGUGAAAUCACCAAUGUCUUGUAUGGAGCAACAUGUUCUUUUGAGCACACUGCCACCUGUUGGCGACGAGGUAUAAAUGCCCCUUUAAAGUCACAACAACGAGUUGUUGUCUUAUAAGGUUUCAGAUCAGUUUUGAUUUCUCUUCAGCAGCCAGCUGUCACAUUUAAACAGGCAGUUUAUAUUGGCUGAUACGUCAAUUGCAGCCAUCUAUGAAUUUUUAUUUAAAGUAUUAACACUGUUAUUUGAUUCUGGUUGUUAUUUUCUUCUACAUUAUGUGAAACAUUUUAUGAUUCUGACUAUUUUUAAAUCAUUUAAACAGUGUACGCUUAUGUUUUUAAUCUUAGUAGUCAUGUCUUGCAUUCGUUUCCCUCAGUGCUUUAUCUCACAUGUCCCUCUUAUGAGUUUGAGGUUGUGGUUAAAUAGAGAUUACAUCAAUGGUUUCCUCUUGUGCAAUAAAACAGUUGAACGAAGGGAAGGGGACUUAAGGGGACGUAAAAUGAUUUGAAAGUGAGUGUCCUCGAAAGGAGAACGGUUUGCCACUCGUUAGACACUUUCAUGUGUGUUCCUCUGUGAGAUGAUUGAUCAGCAUGUUUUAUUAGUUUGCCCUUGGUUUUGGGCGAAUAUGGUGCAACUGCAGGUGAUGUUCAUGUUUUUACUUGAAUUGAAGGAUUUUGUGCUCCUCUGUGGUGUGUGAGGCUACUCUAUCAUCAUUGGGCAUGAUUUCAUUAUUCCUGAUCAUCAGUUUGCUAAUGUGGCUGAUUUUCUUAAUUCCUAAGAGUAACAAAGGUUUUCACCUCACGGCAGCAAAGUAGAGUAUAAAGGCCAUAAAGAGGUAUUAUUCAAGUGCCUGGUGGAAGUUAAGUGUCAAAUGGUCAAAAGCUGCAUAACUUGUUGUAGGGAUCUUAGUUUUAUUUAAAAAUAAAACCAAUUCCAACAGAUGGACAGAUUAAGAUGGUUUAAAGCUAGAAAGUUUCACCGAUGCCUCUUAUUCUCCUGACUUUUCUACACAUCUCAUUCAAAUCAUCCUAAAUUCAAUAUAUUUAUUGUUGCCUGUACAGCAGUGUUAGCUGUUGGCUUUGCUUUGGAGCAGUGUUCAAGCAAAGCAGGCCAAGUCGUGUUUUUGCUUAAUCUUCACCAGACAUGGGUCCAGCUGCUACAGUGUGUUUGUAUCCAAAAGGCCGGGUUCCUGGGCAUGGAGUCAGCCUCGUCAUAAAUUAACUCUUUCUUUCAAUAGAAAUACUGAGUCCAGGACUGCAGGUUUCUUUCCUGUCCAUGUAACCCGGCCCAAAGUUGUGACUGGCUUCAGAACAAUGCUGAGGAGUUAAGUUAGACAGCUGACUAAUAAUAUGACAUGUGCACCUGGAUUGUAGUCGCAACUUGGCUCCUUUGUGCUGCUGAAGCCAGUCUGGGGGGGUGUUUUUAAAAGUUAUCUGCACUAAAAGAAGCUGUGUUUCGGGACUGAACACAGGCGAGGUGCUACUCUGUCUGAAUUAGAAUCUGAAGCUGAACGUCUAUGAGACUCUGGAUGAGUUGGCGGGUAGGGAAGUAGAAAAGAAACCCUGUAAAUCUCAUUCGCUUAAGGACAGGAGAAUGUCCUACUGCUAUGGUUUGAGGGAGAUUUAGGAUUUUACUCGAUGGAUUUGAUCAGCAGUGAGAACCUGUCAAACGGUACAGUGGCAGAAAGAAUUAUACCUCACUGACCCUGGUGACAGUGAGGUAUAUUGUAGGGUUCUGCAUCCGCUGUUGCAUUUGCGUUUGCAGCCUUGCACUGUGGAAGCCAGUGGGUUUGAGCCUUCAUGAUUUCACUAGUGUCUGAAAGCCUUUUUAAAAGCUAGAUCAAAAAUAUAUUUGUACAUUUGAAAUGAUGUGAUGCACACCACUUAUUUUUGCUAACAGAAAAAAAGUAGUCUAAUUAUUAACCUUAGUAAUAAAUGUAUCAUGAUAAGUAAUGCUUAAAAAUGUAGAAUAACAAAGUUUUAUUAUUGCAAUAGACUGUCGACUAGUUCCUGUGUAUGACGUAUAGUUUAUGUGUGAACUGUCAUACUGUUAUUGAUAGGGAUGUGGACUUAAACCGCCUCUUGCUUUUGAUGUUUUUUUUUGGGGGGGGGGGGGGGGGAGCUGCAAGAUGUUGAAUGCUUAUUUCUCUGUGUGUUGAUGCUCAUACAGCCAGAGGUUUGUCGUAGAGGAAAGAAUCUCAAGAGAGAAAAUAUUACAUACUGUACUGCGGGAAAGGCUUUGUGUUAAGACGUUGCAUCCCUAGUGUGAUGACGGUAGGAUAGAAGAAAAGUCGAUUGAUAUAUUGAGCAGCGUCUGCUCUCGAAUGUUCCCGGGUUUUCUCUCCAAGUGGUGCUGAAGCCUGCUCCUUAUCAGGAGGGAGAGUGAAAAGAAAUGGGCAAGUGGUUUUGAAAGUGUUGUUGAUCCAUUUCAAAGACACGUGUGAUCAAAGAAUAGUGUAACAAUGGGUAGUACUUCUCAUUUUCAGUUCAUUCCAUUGUGUUAAAGCCUCGGGGGAUUUACGUCGGAUUGCAACCUCUGGUGCUUUCCUCAGACUCCUCUCUCUACCCGAAGCACUUCAUGUGCUCACAAAUACAAACCGUUACCCUGCCGGUAAAUCUGUGGUGUGACAAAGCCUGUAAUCUUGUUGCUCUCUUUCCCCUUUGCUCCCGAACAUUUACUCUCCUGUGCCAGGGGACUACAUUCCACAGCUGUACAAUCCCAUCUGAUCCCCCUUGGAAGCAUGUGAGAGAUUAGGGUUGAAGGGCAGUUUUGGGGUCUGGUCAGUAGUCGGUUCUGUUAUUCAUUCAAGUACGCAUGGUUGGAUGGAAUCAAAGCUGACCAACAAUAAUUUUUUGAGGCAGGUUACGUUGGAAGUUGAACAAGUCUGGAGGUUGACAUUCUAGAAUUUAUAAUCCAUUAUUGACUCCCUAUCUUUGCUGUCGUUAAUGGAUUUUUUUUUUACUUUGUGUAUAAACUACACACCUGAGGGCAGUUGAACACAUGUUUACAUAGCAGAUGUGUUUUGCUCGCUUACAACUGAAAUGUCAUCAGCUCUGCCUUGCAAAUAUCAGCCAGUAGAGACGUGACCUAACAUGAGCCAAGACCAUUUUGGACCUGUGGAAGUGAACGCUUGAAGGGAUAUAAAGACAUUAUUUAUUUGGUCAAUUUGUCAGACAGACAUCCGUGUAACACGGCAGGGAAAUAGACUUGUUUGUCCUUCCAGUUCUAUUAAAUUACUUUUUAGACUUGAUUGAAAUGAAAGGGUACACUUUCACUUAGGUUACAAUUAGUACUGCUGUUUGCCAGCAACACAGACUUUAAAAGUCUUUCUAUGGAAGCUAAAGAACAAACAUUGUGCCCAUAAAGUGACAACUGUCUGAUGAAGAAGAAUAGCUAAAUUAACUCCAAUAGGUCAUUGUCUCAAUUUUUGAAAUGAAAAAGAAGGGGUAUUUCAUUUUGAGGAAUAGAUCAAUAUCCCUGAUUUUGGUUGCGCUCUAUUUGCAGUAGAAGGUCGCAAUGGAGUGCGAAAAAGUCCACAGAAAGUGCCUUUCCUCAUGAUGGUGCUGUAAAUUGAAAGGUAAAAUGUAAACUCAAAGAAAUAGAAUCUCCUUUUCAAGAACACAUUGCAGUGCAGAAACUGCUGCAUUCUCACACACACGGACACACACACACACACACACAUACACACACACACACACACACACACAGUACACUUUGUUUUUUAGGGAGGGCAAUGCAAACUUGUGUUUCUAUGUAUUUAGACAUUAAGCCUAUAUAUAAAUAGAAUAUAUGCCAAGUAUAUGGUUGUGAUUGAGCUUUCGCUUCCUAGUGCAUUUAGUGUCUUGGACCAAUGGUGUCGUUGGUACAGUGGAAUGUGCAUUUGGAAGGGUGGGUGUUGGGGCAGUUUGAGGUCAUAGCUGACAAAAGCAUGGUGUGACACAGCCCAGCCCACGAAUGACAAACAUAUUAGCACAGCACUUUAGAGACUGCAACUCUCACUCAGACACAUAGCCAAGAGGUUUUGAUCUCUGUUCCUUCAUUCCCCUUCUUCCUCCCCAGGAGGAGGAGAGGGUCCAAACCUCAGUGUAAACGAGUCAAAGGGAUGUGUGUUACCAAACCAAGCAGUCGGUCAUUAAAAGUGUGCCUCAUGCUCUUGUUACUUUGUUGGUGGCUCGGUUGAGUCAGCCUGGUCUCGGGUGGUGCUUUUCCCUCUGGAGUUACCACUCAACCCUUUUGUUACAGCUAGGGCUGGGUGUCAAAACACGAUAUUGGAUAAGAAAGCAGUCAGGAGAUUUUUACAACAGCGGAUUCUUGCACUGAGAGGCAAGGUUUUCUUCUUGAAGGGCAUUUUUAUUAGGAAAAUCCUCAGUGGGUUAGGAAACUUCUUGAAAAAGCAUAAAUGACAAACUAAUUUGUCUGUUGCACAGUGAAGUAUGUUUUUAUCCAAGUGUCAUUUUACAGCGGGUAUAAAGAUGAAAUAAACAGAACCAGUGUCAGUAUUUAAACUUUUCUCAAGAUGCCCAGCCCUAAUAGCAGCCCAUGGCAUUCUUUUAUCUAAGUGCAAUGCCCUGCCAUGUGUCUUGUCCCUGAUGGGGGGGAAUGUGUGCCCAGCAGUAUCCCUGUCUGGCGCUGUUAGGGUGUUGACUAAAAACCAACGGUGUGUCUGUAGUUCUGUGGGUACCUUUUCAGUCCAGGGGGUGACAUCUUUCUAUUACAAGAGAUCUCAAAAAAACACUGCACCUCACUUACCUUGGUAUGCUGCAUAUGUUAUACUACAUGAAAGAAAACUGCAAAUUGCUUUUAUUAUGACAUAUAAUGCUUGAGUAAUGCCUGAUUGCGAUAUUCUUAUACGUAACUAUUUUAGAGUCAAAAUAAGUAUAACUGUAAAAAAAAAUAUUCUUUGUUUUGUCUUAACACUUAUCCGAUUUUGAGAAACUGUUCUUGAGCCGACUUUUAUUUUGUUGUCCUAUUUAAAUGUGUCGUUCUUUAAAUUUAUAUAUGAAAUAUAGUAUAUGCGGAAUAUUUUAUGGUGUAUUUAUUGAGCGCUUGGAGCAUUCAAGCGGUUGGAGUCUCCGCAUCAUAUUGCAGCAUGGUGGGGGCGGAGCCAGGUGGAUGAGGCCUUUAGCCCCUCCCCCUCCAUGUUGACGCCUUAUUCUCCAAGACACGCAAGCACAACAAUAUGGAGGGGGUGCGAGGUGGUGGAAUGGGGAGUUUGACAUGGUGAUAUUUACAGGUCAACUCUCCCUCCUCCGUUAACCUCUUUUACCACCUGAGAAGGCCGUAUGCCAACCCCCACAUGUUGCAGUUCAUCUCUUGAUGAAGGGAACCAUUUCUGAAACCCCACUGACCUGAGUGUGGAAUAGCUGACUCUUUUUUCAUCCCACGCUGCUAAUUGGUACGUUAGCCAUGUAAAUACCCCGAGCCAGUAAUAACAGCAGGGGGGAGAGUGUAAAAUUAAAAUUAAAAAAAGUAACUGGGGAAGGAAGAAAAUAUGUUUAAAAGGCAGAAUUUUUGGGCUCAUGGUGAAAAUGUUAGCAUUGCUUCUUUCCUCUUAAGUUCUUUUUUUUUUUUUUUUUUUUUUUUUUUUUUCUUGUGCCAGAACAAUUUUCAUCAGGAACAGGUCUCAUUCCACAAGAAAAGACAUGCCUCAGCCUUAAGUGCGUUCUUACAUUAUCGUCAGUUUCCUACACUAUGUCACUUUGUGAUGCCUGUGUUGGGUGGCCUACCAACAAUACAAGCCUUUAACGUACUUGACAUGUCCUCAAUCCCCAACUGGCAUUCUCAUUUCUCAUGUAAACCACUAACACUGCUACAGAACUUACUGAACUCUAUUGUACGAACAAAUGUAAGCUUUGACAGAUUGCUCCGUCCCAUUCGUAAUGAUGUCAGAACAGAAACAAGGUUCGGGGUCAAACAGCAUUUGGAAACAAUUCUUGGCUUUUGUCUUGACCUGACGAGCAGUGCUUACUGCCUCAGGACAAUUCAGAUAUCAUAAACAUUCUGAAUGACAUGAAGACAUUUGCUAACUUGAAUUUCAUGUACACCCCUCUGUGUAUGUGUAUGCUUAUUGGUUAUCAUUAUAUUGUCAUUGAUGGCAAAUGCAAAGAACAAUAUUCCAGAUACAGUUUGACCCGGGCCUGACAUGAACCAGGAGUGCUGGAUUACAGAAACCUGUGCCUGUAUAAUGAACCAAGGAUGAACUGCGUUUUGAUGAAUUGCUGUUCUUUUUAUUUUAUUUUUUUGUUGGAUGUCCCCUCACCCCAUUGGAGUAUCAGAGACAUGGAGCUUUUGAGUGUUGUCAAUUCUGUCCGAAAGGAAAUUGGUCCUCUAUUCUUUAAACCGACCAUAAUCUUGGUUUAAUACAUGUUUACUGUAAUGUUUACUCUCAUGGCUAUCAGACCUGAUCAACCUGUUUUUUGUCCCAUUAGCAUUCCAAUAAUGACUUUGAACCAAAUAUUGCACAAGAGAUUAGGCUCCUGGUGCCGUUUUCCCCUUGUAUACACAUAAUGGAUUUGAAGACAGAUAUUUGAGAGUAUUUAAAACAUUUUAUGUGCACGCUGAUUGUUCAGAUUAUUAUUUUUUUUUUCAAUGUAGCACCACUCUUGUGUUGGUUUUAUUUCAAUCUAAAGAUCUUGGACUCUGAUACCUCCUGAGUGAUGCACCAGCAAACGGAUGUAUACGUUGAACAGUGAACCUUUACCACCAGAUGAUCCAUGUCUCAGUCUCUCUGUAUGUUGCAAAGGCUCUCUUGUACCAACAGCUCUAUUCCUCUCAGUUUUAAAUGUAUUUUUUUUGUAACUCUCUCUUAUAAGUUGUUGGCCUUUUUAGUGUUGCUUUGCUUUGUUUGUUUAGUGUUGUCAGUUUGAAGUGUAUCUUUCACUAAUACUUGCAAUAAAAUGCUUUGCUUUA